Messenger RNA from Cladocopium goreaui, 5868 nucleotides. The record is from the annotation of a GenBank genome assembly. Lineage: Eukaryota; Dinophyceae; Suessiales; Symbiodiniaceae.
AUGCAGGACAGAUGUUUGAGGAGCUUGGCCACACAUUUGGAAGCUGCCCCCGAUGAGUUCAUCAUGGCACGAUUUACCCUGCAACAGAUCUUGGAUGAUUUGCUUGGUCCCUUGAGACGUGCAGAUUCAUCGGAGAUUGUUGAGAUCUUCUAUGAGUGUGCAAACCUGGUGCUGGACAUUGUUGACAGCCGCGGGAUUUUCGCUUCGUGCUAUGCCAUUGUCACUCCUUCGCUGGCUGCAUCUGCCUUACAGGGACUGCUGGAAGCUGUAGGGCAACACAGAGGAGGGCUGCAGGAAAAGAUGCUCCAGAGGUUGAGCAAAGAGUUCUGCCGGAAAGUUGGGGAACAUCCAUGCCUUCACCAGCCCUUCAGCAGCUGGAUGCAAUGGACGGAAGAACAGAUGGAUCCAGACACCAGCAGCCUGCCCUACCUCUUAUACUUUGCCUGGCGCGGUUCCGGCACUGCCCUCUUGGGGCUGCAACUGGGGCAAGGGAAGCAUUUGCAGGACUUGCGACGGAAUGCUGCACAGGAGAGGGUGAAGCUGGUGAAACUGGUGAAGGGGUUCAGGUGCAGGAGCAUGGGCAGAGCAGUGUCCAGCAACUUCAACGUCUUCUCGGCCGUCCGGCGCGCUGUGCGACAUCAGCACUUGCUCGAUGACUUGGCACAGGAUGUGGCGCGUGGCAAGCUGCGCGGAGCCGAGGUGCAGCAGUUCCUGGUGUUGUUUUCGGAGGGCGAGGAAGCAGAAUGGAUGAUGUUUCUGAACGCCCUGGUGCACCAAGCAGGAUCCACUGCCGCGGCUGGGAAGGCCUUGCAGGAGCUGCUCCAAAGGGCGGGCGCCGCGGGCGCCCCGGUGGACUCUGCACUGGGCUGGGCCAAGGCCUUGUCGAAGCCGGAACGUGCCGGAGGCGCGCGGAGCGCGCAGACCGCGUCUGUGGGCCGUGAGGUCCCGGAGAAGACCCUUGGGAGGACUUUUUAUGGUUGCCGGGUUGCCGAUGGAACCAAUGGCUUUCAGCCCCAAAAACGACAGCCUCCGGAAAUCCAGGACCUGCCCGUGUCGAGCAUGCCCGGCUUCGAGCAUGAGCGCGAGCGGCGUCGACGGCAGGACCAGGAACGAGAGCGCGAGGAUCAGAUGUGUGCCUCCCGAGGGGACAGUCGCUGCUGUCCGAAUUGUGGCAAGGUCAUUGAGAAGAAUGGAGGUUGCGAUGAGAUGACCUGCGGUGCCCAUGCGCACACCCAAGUGCAGCACCGCGAAGGUUGUGGCCACACCUUUCACUGGAGCCAGGCUCCACCAUACCGACCCAGACUGGCAGAGCAGCGACAACCACCGGGAUUCUCUGCCAUAUUGGCCUGGGUGCUUUCAGAGCAGGACUUCCAGUCUCCGCACGCGGCAGCUGCAGCUGAAGUGGCAUUGCACGGCCUUAGUCCUGAAGAUCGGCGCUACGCCUGCGCCAACGCCUGCGCCUGCGCCUUCAUCAAGCAGAAUCAAACUCAACCAGGGCUGGCCACGGCCCUGACGGCACCAAACUGCCAGAGGUUACGCGACAGUCUGGGAUUCCAAGAGCAGCGUUUGGCACGUGUGGUCGCCGCCUUCUGUGACCCACAGCAACUGCCAAGCUCGGACUCCUUGGUGGCAGCGGUGUUUCUUGGGCGUGAUGACUGGGAGCAAGUGGCUGGAAACAAUGAAACUCAAGCCCAGCGAUUGAAGAAUGCCAUAGUGAACCUCUUGGUCGCAAUUUUGGGAGCUCCAGACAACAACCAUUUGAUGCUGCUGUUACUGGAGCCUAGGGCCAUGUUGCAGAGCUUCCCCGUGGGCUUUUGCUUUGGUGCUAUGCCGGGCCCGGAAGGCUAUCACUUUGACUGCGGAUGUGUCUUAGAUGUGCACGGCAGGGCAACCCGCAACAGGGCGCCCCUGAACAACUCCCACCUGCACUUCGUGAACUUUUGCUCAUGGAGUGUCAUGGCCAUAGGCCUUUGGAUCUUUCCUGAGAACUGCCACGACAUUGGGCAGGUGUUGACGGAACGGCACAUCCGCGAAGUGGAUGGAGGCAGAAGGGCGGCCUGUUUGGCUGACAGCGCGAGGAGCUUUGCCAUGAAUUACGCCCUACAGAACUUUGAGUGCGUGUGCCGACACCAGGGACACACUGAGGAAGACCGCUCCUUGGCUUGUGCUCAUCUCUUCCAACGCUUCCGCCAGCGUGCCGUGAACGCUCCCGCGGAGUUUGCGCGCAGCUUCCCGACCGCUGAAGCACGACAGAGGUAUGAGGAGAUUUGGCGCGUGAUGAUCGAUGAAAUCGUCCAGGAGUUACCUCAGUUGAGGAGUCAAGCAGACCAAGAUUCAGAGGCUCAAGAUCAGCUCAAGAGACUGCAGGAGUUCAGGUCAUCCUUGAGUUACAUGCAGCACUUCUUCCAUGACUAUGAGAAGUGUACCCUGGCGCUUCCUGUGGUGCCAGAACUGAAAUUCGUGGCGGACCUGGUGAAUCGAAAGGAAGAGCUCGCACACUUGCCUUUGCUGGGGCAUUUCGUUCGUCUACGAAACUGGAUCUUCGACCGUCUGGAUGGAGCCCUGCCCAAGGAAUAUUUGAAGGAGCCGCUGAAAGUCCUUCUGAAGAGAGCCAUGCAAAAAGAUGAGAAGAUGAACCAUCGUAGCAAAAAGAUUCAAUGUGAUGCGACCCUUCGCUCGCUGAAACUCUUCAUCGACAGUUGGAGGGCCUUCUAUGACGUAAAUCAAGGUGCCAUCCCGGUGGAAUGCCAGGCCGGGCGCGCAGCCAUGGGAUUGGAGGCUCAAGAGACGCGCCUGGAAAAGAUUGGGCACGGAGAGCUCCCAUUGAGCUUCUUCUUGAGCUCACAGCCCGAAAUGGUGGCGAAGUUCUUAUGCAAUAGUUGGAACGAACUGGUUGACGCGGCGGCUUUGGCCCUCAAUCAACUUGGGACGAACCAUGCCACCAAUUGGGCAGCACAAAUGCAGAAGGCUGCCCCUGUCAGCUUGGCGGAUCUUUUCUUCCAAGAGCACUUGGUGGAAACCUUGCAGAGCCGUGCCCUGCAGCGCUCAGUGCUGCGGAACUUGUGCCCCUCUGAGCCCAGGGUUCCGCGGGUGCGGUGGACUGCGGUGCAGUUGGAGAUGUUGAGCAGCAGCUGGAUUCAUCGGAUCCAAAAGUUGGAUUUUCCGGAAAUGGAGGAGUUCAAGUCAGCCAUCGAAGACUCUUCGAGUUUCACCACGGCACUCAGCGACGAGAAGCGUGAAGAGGUCUUGGACAAGUUGGCCAGGAUGCACUUGGCCGAGCUUCAGGUCAGUCGUGACUGGCUAAGGCAGAUCCAAGCACGACUCAGUGCUUCUGAAGCCUCCGCCCUGAUUUUGGAACACCCGGAUGUCAGAGAUCAAUGGUCAGGUAUUCCGCAAGCUGCUUUGGAGAUCCUGGAAGGCAUUCCGAUUGCAGCUCUACCCCAGUUGCUUCGGCUCUUAGAGGAGGAGAACGGUGACUUCGGACAUCACCUCUCUCCGUUGCUGAAGGAGCCGGUCGCGCCCUGCGACCUGAAUGGCAUUUUGGAGGAUUUCACUUCGUCCAAAGCUUGCGAGCUGGCGAAGAGAGAUGCCUUGCUGAGGGAGACCAUCAGUAACCUGGAGAACCAACCUUUCUGCGAACAUGCCAUGAAGUGUGUCUCGGAGCCACUGUUGAAGAUGUACAUGGAAGUCUACAUGUACAAGCCGGAUGAAACUCCUCUGGGUGGACUUCCAGAGCGCAUCAGAGGGUGUCACUUGCUGGCCGUCUUGCAAAGCUUGCGCAGCGGUCUUCGCGAAGUGCGGCGUCGAAAAGCUGAGCUGGAUCAAGGCUGGGAUGACGUGCAGCUGCUGGAAACGUUGGGUGAACGCACCGCUUGGGACCCACAGCAAGGUCUACAGGCGCUGCCUGAAUGGGUGCUGGCAGAGGCCAAAAUGGGAGAAGCUUCAGCCGCUGUCCCCUGGUGGGAAGCCGCGCUUGAGGAGGUGCCGGAGGUCAGUCCCGCCGCGCAUGCUGAGAUGGGAAGCCUCUGGAGUUUGGAUCUGAACGUUCUCAGCUUCAUGUGUUGGGCUUGCCACGUGGAUUCGGUGGAUCCGUCGGAUGCAUAUCUCCAGCACUUGGCCGGGACCUCGGCAGCCAAAGUGCUGAGCUUCUGCGGAUGGAACCAGGACACAGUGGAUCACCAGGAGUGCCUGAACCGCUUCCUGAACAGCUAUGAAAAGCAGAUGAUGGCAUCAAGGACAAAGGAAGGCAGUUCUGCUUGGCAACGAUCUCUGUCCGCCGUACAACUUAUACCUCUUAAGACUCUGCUUGACUACAAGGACUUGGAUUUUGAAGCAGUGAGUCAAGAGCUGUGGCAAAUUGCUACAUCUGCGUCACCAUCGCAAGGCCAGUGGAGUCCAGAGCCGCUUCUGAAGCACCUCUGGCGGCGCUUUCUGGACUCCUUCGUCCUCCAAAGCAGCCCAGAGUUGGAGGAUGCUGUCAGCCGCGUCCUUGGCGCGAUGCCAAAGAUGGUGAACGUGCCAAGGGAAGCGGCGGAUCUGGCCCUAUCUGGGCAAGACAUCAUCUUGAAGUAUCGCGAUCAGUAUUUUGAGGUGAAAUCGGUGAGUCCCGCAGAGCCAUCAACGGCAGAGGUGCAGUGCAAGGCUGCGGUGGGCAGCGCCAAAAUCCAACGCGUGUGGAGAGCAUGGCGUGUGCGACAGGCCCUUAAAGAGACCAACAGCAGUACUUUCGCAGCAGCACUUCGAUCUCCAAAGGAGAUGGAGGCGGACGAGCAAGAGACAUUGGAGUCAUCGAAGGUCAGUGAGAACGUGGAGACUGAAGAUCAUGAAGUGCAUGGAGUGAAGACGAAGACGGUCGAGCCGCCACACGUGGACCAGGCCCAGGCAACCCCUAUGUCCAAUGGCUACCCUGCAGCGGCCACAGUGAGUGCGCCCAUGGGGCAGGUACCUUCAGUGGAACCGGUUGAACAAUCUUCAGAGAUGGAGGAGACCCGAAGCGUUCGAAGUCUCGUGAGUCUGGUGGCGAGCCAAAGUUCGUUUCGCUUGGGGGCAGGUGAUGCCAUCACGGCCUGGCACCGCUUCACGUUGACCCCGGAGCUCCUGGCCGACACCAGCUAUUUCCGAACCAUGGCCGAAGUCGAAGGCAACCGAAAGUGGGAGGAUCACUUCGUGGCUGCGAUGGGAAAGCUACCAGAGGGUCCAGUGGGAUGGGCCAGUACGUUGUUGAAGGAGUGCAUCCACAUCAAGAAGGCACUCCGGCGGCAGACUCCCCCGCCGGUCUCAAGCCUCACGGAGCAUGAGCUGUAUGCCCUGCUGUGCUACACCAUGGAGCUCAGGAAGAAGUGGAAGCAAGCUGAUGUGAAGAUGAACUUUGCGGCGAAAGUCUCGGCCUUGGUGCUACAUGAGCUUGAAGAUGUGGAGAUGACGAUUUGCACUCAGCAUUUUAAGAAAGCACUUGAGAAGUGCCAACCAGUGACGCUUCAACCUCCGAGCUUGUUUUGUGUAAUGAUGAACGAAUGCCUGGAGCAGAUUCACGAGUUUUCUGUCGGAGAGGAGGUGUACUGGCCCACCUACACCAGCUGGAGCAGUAGCAAGGAGCCCAUACUGCAAGCUGCUCACGCCUUGGGUGGCUUUGUAGUGCAACUUGAUGCACCACGAAGUGCCAGUGAUAUCUCAGUCUUUCGCUCUGCCCCCCGGGAAGCACCUCCUGAAUUCGUGCUGCCCGUGAAUACGGCCCUGCGGGUGAAGAUGGUGGCCACAGAUGCAGGAGAAACUCAAGUGGUUUUGCUGCUGGAGGAAGUGGACGAUGAAGAUUGAGAGCGAGAAAAGAUCUGGAUAACUUAUUAAGGAACUAAAAUGGCCGACCGGGUC